AUUCCCAUGUAGUCUCAGCACCCAGCCCCUAGCGAGUUUAUUAUCCAGUGCAACUCUCGAUCAGUUCAGUUCGCGAAAAAAAAAAUGGUGCCAAAUCCCAGCAGGAUUGAAGCGAUCACCUCCGGCAAUUCGAUUGUCAUUUCGGGCGUCGCCGGGAAGUUUCCCCGCUCGAACAAUGUCGCCGAGUUUUCACGAAAUCUGUACGACAAGGUUGACUUGGUUGACGAUCUGGAGACGAGAUGGCGUCACAUCAAUCCGGAGAUUCCCCGCCGAACUGGCAAGCUGAACUACCUGAACAAGUUCGAUUCGCAGUUCUUUGGAAUCCCGACAACGGAAGCACACAGUCUAGAUCCUCAGAUGCGAAUGCUGCUGGAGCACUCGUUCGAAGCGAUCAUGGAUGCCGGGUUGAAUCCGAACACGUUGCGAGGAUCGCGAACUGGAGUGUUUGUUGGGAUAUGCUUUUCGGAAACCGAGAAGGAGUUCAUUUACACGGACAUUGCACCCAAAGGCUACGGGGUAAAGGGGUCGAUACGUUCGAUGAUCGCUAACCGGUUAUCAUACGAGCUGGAUUUGCAAGGUCCGUCGAUGACCGUCGAUACUGCAUGCAGCAGUUCCAUGUACGCGUUGGAUUGUGCAUUCAAAGCUGUACGUGAUGGAAGAUGCGACUCGGCUUUGGUAGCGGGAACCAACUUGCUUCUGCAUCCUUAUGUGACGCUUCAGUUUGCGCGUUUGGGAGUACUCUCAGCCGACGGAUACUGCAGACCGUUUGAUAUCUCGGCAACGGGUUACAGUCGGGCGGAAGCAAACGCUGUGAUCUUUUUGCAACGGGCCAAGGAUGCAAAACGUGUUUACGCCCAUGUGAUGCAUUCCAAGACCAAUUGUGACGGAUUCAAACAAGAAGGCAUUACCUACCCUUCGGGACAGAUGCAGAAGCAACUGUUGAACGAAUUCUACGACGAGGUCGGAAUACUUCCGCAAAAUGUCAACUACGUUGAAGCUCACAGCACGGGCACGGUCGUCGGCGAUCCUGAAGAGUGCGAUGCCAUCGAGAAGGUGUUCUGUCGGGACAGGAUCGCUCCGCUGCCCGUUGGAUCAGUCAAAUCCAACAUCGGACAUUCGGAAGCUGCUGCAGGGAUUUGCUCCAUAACAAAGUGCAUCAUUGCUAGCGAAUCAGGAGUCAUACCACCGAACAUCAAUUUCAAACAAAACCGAAUUGACGUACCCUCACUUACCACCAACAAGCUGCAGGUCAUUACGGACAGUACACCGUUGGAUGGACCAAUGAUAGCUAUCAACUCAUUUGGCUUUGGAGGUGCCAAUGCACAUGCCCUGCUUCAUUCAAAUUGUAAGACUAAACUCCGAGGAGGAGCCCCUCAAGAUGCUCUACCACGUUUAGUAACUUGGUCCGGACGGACGACCGAAGCCGUAAAAACGAUCUUCGAUGAAGUUGCUCGUCAUCCGAUGGACACCGAAUUCCUAGCAUUACUCAACAACAUUCAAACGGAACCAAUCCGCAAGUUCCAAUAUCGGGGCUUUCGAGUGUACUCCGUGAAUGACUGCACGUUCUACGAAUCUCCGAUUGAAAAAGUAACCAAGCAGACCCAAUCCCUUGCACUUAUCAUCGGAGAUGUUGACUGUCACUGGAAGCAGAAGAUUGAAACCUUCAACGAAUUUCCCGUCUUUCGGAAGACCAUCCGAGCUUGUACUGAUAUCCUCAAAUCAAAGGGAUUUCAUCUGUACGAAAUGUCUGACGGUCUGGUAGGAAGUGUCACUCUUCAAAUCGGAAUUGUUGAGUUGUUCCGAGCUUGUGGGAUUGAGUUCAAUAACUACACUGGAACUACGAUCGGACAGAUCACAGCCGCUUACCUAGACGGUUGCCUCACGCUGGAGCAAGCCAUACUGACAAGCCUUUACCACAGCAUAAUCCAGAUCGAUUAUCGCAAUCUAUCCUCCACCAAUCCUUCCGAAGUUUGUCGACGCAAAUUUCUGGAAACGAAACUCCACGAGCACCUGAGCAACGUUCUACCAGCAGAUUUACAGCCAACAGAUCGAUGGAUUGCGCCGACCUCUUUGAAGAUGUUCAAAAGUUUCAAACUACUCGAAAGCUCCGAUCCGACGACCUUAUCUCUUCCAGAACAAGCGUUUGUCGUGGAUCUCCGGAAGCUGCAACAAGCGGAUCAACCCAUUCAGGCGGUACGAAGCUUUCUUGUCAGCUUGGGAGGCAUAUUCCUAACCGGCCGACAUCCGAACCUGGCGAAGCUAUAUCCGGCUGUGGAUUUCCCCGUAUCGCGUGGAACACCAAUGAUUUCCCCGCUGGUUCGAUGGGAUCACGCGGCCACCUGGUUCGUGAUCAAAUUCUACGCCCAAAAGAUCACCGACAGUGGCAUUCAGGCGUACAAAAUCUCUCUUACGGAUCAGGACCACAGCCAGCUCAGUGGACACUGCAUCGAUGGAAGGAUACUGUUUCCGGCCACGGGUUACCUGCUGCUCGCCUGGGAAACACUCGCCAACUGGAAGGGUCAUAUCCUGGAGGAGAUGCCCGUCGAGUUCAGUGAUGUGCAGUUCAUUCGGGCUACGACGCUCAACGCGAGCCAAGCUAUCGAUUUAACCGUUAGCAUCCAGCAGGGCACGGGUCACUUUGAGAUUAUGGAGAGCGACGUAGCAAUCGUAACGGGCACCAUUCGACAAAUGGAAACUACCGAUCUAACGACACUUGCUCCGCCGACCAAGUCGGCACCAAUUCUUCCGAUGCGUGACUUUUACAAAGAGCUUCGGCUGCGCGGCUAUCACUACAGUGGAGUAUUCAAAUCGGUACUAGAAUGCCGUAUGGACGGAUCAUAUGCCAAGAUUGCCUGGGCGAACGACUGGGUUGGGUUUCUGGACUGCAUGCUCCAAGUGGAGAUCAUCGCUCAAGACACCCGGGCACUAGCGGUGCCAACAGGGAUCGAAAGUCUUUGCAUUGAUCCAAUCCUUCACUUGAAACGAAAGCAGAUCAACGAAGCUGGUAUCGAGUUUUACGACGUACAGUACAACCCGGAUCUGAACGUACUGCGAACUGGUGGAAUUCAAGUCACCGGAAUGCAAGCUAGUGCGAUAGCUCGCCGACCACCACCUGGAAUACCGGUUCUGGAGAGCUACCAGUUCAUUCCAUAUCAUCCUGAAGCGGCGAUACCAGCGCAAGAAGCCGCACGAAUGUUUGUUCAGAUCAUGCUGGAGAACACGCCGGUGGCUUCACUGCACAUCGUCGAGCAGCACAGCCCUCUUUUACAGCCAAUCAUUGCACUAUUCGACAACGCUAUCAAGGAUCUACCAUCGGUCAAAUCUAACCUGGUUGUCAACAGUGCUGAGAAGCUUUCCCUUCCGGACUGUGUGAAGAUCACUAACGAAUCUUUGAUGAACCAACGGAAUCUGCAUUGUCUGAUACAUGACGAAAGCUACAAGUCAGAACCCAUCUUGUCUGAUGUCCUCGAUGCGUUGAUGGAUAAAGGAUACCUGAUCGUUCGUGUGCAACACGGACAUGAUCUUGCAGAGAUCCCUCCAGAGUUGCAUCUUAUUUCUUCUCUCACCAUCGAGGAUGAAGUGUUGAUACUACUGCGCAAGAAAAACGGUAAAAACGGGCCCCCACAAGCCAUCGAGAUUAAGUCGAAUGACUUCGAGUGGAUUAACAAGCUACAACAGUCUAAAUCGGCAACGAUUCUGUACUCAAAUGAUCAAUUCUCUGGAAUCCUUGGACUCGUGAAUUGCUUGCGACGAGAACCCAACACCCAAUCUGUUCAAUGUUUCUUCGUAAACGACUCAAACGCUCCCCGAUUCAGCGUUGACGACACCUUCUACACCGCCCAAAUCCAGCUAGGUCUAGCAAUCAACGUUUACCGUAACGGUCAGUGGGGUAGCUAUCGGCACUGCCUGCUGGAGAAUAAUAAAGAUCCAGCCAUCCCGGUGAGCAACCACUGCUUUGCCAACUGUCUCAAACCGGGCGAUCUGUCGUCCUUUGCUUGGCUCAAUGGACCUCUGAACGAGCAGCCCGUCACCGACGGCAGGGUGAAUGUGGUCUUCAGCUCGCUGAACUUUAAAGAUGUCAUGCUCUCCACCGGCCGGCUUGCGAUAGAGUCGUCGUUCUUGAGUCGGCUGGAGCUGGAAUGUGUACUUGGAUUCGAGUAUUCCGGAGUUACGGUUGAUGGUCGUCGCGUUAUGGGCAUGAUCCCUUGCGGCGCAAUGAGUAGCCAGGUGGAAAGUGAACCUUAUAUGACGUUCGAUGUUCCCGAUGUUUGGAGCUUGGAGCAGGCGGCCACAAUACCGUGUGUUUACGGGACGGUCUACAGUGCGUUCUUCAUGAGCUCCCAAAUCCGUCGUGGAGCUUCCAUACUGAUCCACGCUGGAAGUGGUGGCAUCGGCUUGGCAGCCAUUGAAACUUGUUUUGCGUAUGGAAUGGAGGUGUUCACCACGGUAAGUACGAACGCGAAGAAGGAGUUCUUGCUAGCCCGAUUUGCCCUGCUCAAGCCGGAUCACAUCGGCAACUCCAGGGACACCUCGUUCGAGCGGAUGAUCCGGACGCUGACCAACGGUCGGGGAGUGGAUUUUGUGCUGAACUCGUUAUCGGAGGAGAAACUGCAAGCCUCGGUACGGUGCCUGGCGAAGGGCGGUCACUUUUUGGAGAUUGGAAAGUACGACAUGACGAAAAACUCGAAAUUGGCUAUGGAGCUGUUCCAGAAGGGAAUCACGUUUACCGCCGUCCUGCUGGACUUGCUGUUUAGUGGAACUGAGACACAAAAGAUGACACUGCACCGGAUUCUGGCCGAUGACAUCCGGCGCGGGGUUGUUAAGCCGUUACCGACGACGGUGUUCGAAGCGCCAGAAAUUGAAAAGGCCUUCCGAUUUCUGGCCGGUGGCAAACACAUGGGGAAGGUUCUGCUGAGGAUAAGGAAGAACGAAGACGAUCGGUGCACCAUCCCGAUACAGGUUUGCCCGAGGAUGUUCUGCAGCCCGGAGGCGACCUACGUGAUCGUGGGUGGACUGGGAGGUUUUGGGCUGGAGCUGGCCGAUUGGUUGAUCUUGCGAGGCUGCCGUAUGCUGGUGCUGAGCUCCAGUCGCGGUAUUACGCAGGCGUAUCAGGAGUUUCGGAUAAGAAACUGGAAAAGCUACGGCGUCGAGGUGCUCGUGUCUACCGCGGACGUGACCACCAACGAAGGCGCCCGCUCGCUACUGAUCGAAGCGUGCACGCUUGGUCCGGUGGCGGCUAUCUUCAACCUGGCCGUGCAACUACGGGACGCCAUCUUUGAGAAUCAAACCGCCCAGGCCUUUGCCGAGUGCCUCCGACCGAAAGCCACUGCCACGGGUUGGCUGGACCGCUGGAGUCGCACGCUGUGCCCGGAGUUGCAGCACUUUGUGGUGUUUUCCAGCGUGUCGUGCGGUCGGGGUAACGCGGGACAGAGCAACUACGGGAUGGCCAACUCGAUCAUGGAACGGAUCGUUGAGGGGAGAUGCGCGGACGGGCUUCCGGGCAAGGCGAUCCAGUGGGGUGCGAUCGGGGAGGUUGGGUUGGUGGCGGCGAUGGCGGAGGAGAAGAUCGACAUGGAGAUCGGGGGAACGCUGCAGCAGCGGAUCUCGUCGUGUUUGGGGGAGUUGGAUCGGUUGCUUGUUGCUUGUGGGGACCCGAUCGUAGCCAGUAUGGUGGUGGCGGAGAAAAAUUUGAGCGGAGCCGGGUCGAAAACUCCGGUUGAGGCGGUGAUGAACAUCAUGAGUAUUCGAGAUUUGAAGUCGAUCUCGUUUGAGAGCACGCUGGCGGACAUUGGAAUGGACUCGCUGAUGGCGGUUGAAAUUAAGCAGGUGCUGGAGCGGGACUUUGAUCUGGUGUUAUCGCCGCAGGAGCUUAGGAGUUUGACCUUUGCGAAGUUGCAGCUGCUUGCGGAGAAUAAGGAAAGCGGCGAGAUCGUUGAAGUUGUGGAUGAUAAUCCCGCUGGUGGGCUUGAGAUGCUGGUGAAGAAUUUGGGGUUGGAAGCGACUAGUCAACAAACGAUUUUGAGGCUUCAGUCGCAGUCCAACGAACUGGAUUACAAGAAGGCAAUUUUGUUGGUGCCUGGAAUUGAGAGCGUGGCGGGAGAUGUUUGGAAAAGUAUUGCUUCCAAAAUCAACGCACCGACGUUUAUUCUUCAGACGUUGAACAACUAUCAGUGUCAGAGUUUGGACACGAUUGCUGACGCUGUUUAUGAGGAAGUGUUGGACAAAGUUUACAGCAAGGUUGAGCAGUUUACCAUCGUUGGGUACUCGUUUGGAGUUCUGAUCGCAAUCGAAAUCGCCAAGCGACUUGAAAGGGACAACUUGGUUGGUAAGUUGAUGCUGAUCGAUGGCGCUCCGAAGUAUCUGAAAAUGCUGGCCAACGCAGAUAUUCAUAAGUCAGACGAAGACAUCCAGAAAAGCAUCCUCUACGCCAUUCAAGCCAUAAGUCAGUCGAAAGAGACGUUGGUAUUUAAUCGCGGAGAGUUUACGUUCAAGGAACGAAUUGACAAACUGCUGGAACUACACAAAGACGAGACAGCUUACUCCAAGAGCUACAUCGAAAAAACUAUUCACGCACUGUUUUAUCGAAUGAAAAUGGCGCUGUCGCUGAACCCGGAAGCUUACCAGAAUAGUCUGCGAUGUCCGGUGACGCUGGUGAAACCAACAAAAGCUCCCCUUCUGGACAUUGACAACGAUUACGGACUGACGGAUAUCACCGAUUCCACCGUUUCGACAAACACCCUCGAAGGAACCCACCAAACCAUGCUGCAAAACCCUCAACUCUUGGACAUGAUCAACCAGGGCUUUCUCUAGGCUAGUAAAAAAUGCUUGAACUUGUUUACAAUUAGGAAUAAAAGAAUAGUCAUAUUUUCUCA
Messenger RNA from Culex pipiens pallens (northern house mosquito), 6872 nucleotides. Its product is annotated as fatty acid synthase-like. Gene Ontology annotation, biological process: fatty acid biosynthetic process. The transcript is spliced from 6 exons. NCBI's taxonomy places the organism in Eukaryota, Metazoa, Arthropoda, Insecta, Diptera, Culicidae. The record is from RefSeq and is a predicted model, not a curated record. Gene Ontology annotation, molecular function: oxidoreductase activity; fatty acid synthase activity; 3-oxoacyl-[acyl-carrier-protein] synthase activity. The coding region runs from base 85 to 6810 and encodes 2241 amino acids.